This is a messenger RNA of Odocoileus virginianus texanus, 1402 nucleotides long. The record is from RefSeq and is a predicted model, not a curated record. Lineage: Eukaryota; Metazoa; Chordata; Mammalia; Artiodactyla; Cervidae.
CACACCAUGCCAAACUACAAACUCAUUUAUUUUAAUAUGAGGGGGAGAGCAGAAAUUAUUCGUUACAUAUUUGCAUAUUUGGACAUAAAAUAUGAAGACCACAGAAUAGAACAAGCUGAUUGGCCUGAAAUCAAGUCAACUCUUCCAUUUGGCAAAAUCCCCAUUUUGGAAGUUGACGGACUUAAACUUCACCAGAGUCUAGCAAUAGCAAGAUACUUGACCAGAAACACAGAUCUGGCUGGAAAAACAGAACUUGAACAAUGUCAAGUGGAUGCAAUUGUGGACACAAUGGAUGAUUUCAUGUCUCGUUUUCCUUGGGCAGAGAAAAGACAAGAUAUAAAAAAUCAGAUAUUUAAGGAGCUACUUACAUGUGAUGCACCUCCUCUUCUGCAAAAUUUGGACACAUACUUAGGGGAAAACAAGUGGUUUAUUGGUGACUCUGUAACUUGGGCAGACUUCUACUGGGAAAUUUGCAGUACCACACUUUUGGUCUUUAAACCUGAUUUGUUGGACGUCUAUCCCAGGCUAGUGACAUUACGGAAGAAAGUCCAAAGCAUUCCUGCCAUCGCUGACUGGAUACUGAGAAGGCCCCAGACCAAACUCUAGGUAACGCCAGCCACCUCCAACCUUUAUUCUUCUUUACAGCAUCACUCUCAUCAGAUAAGAAGCUACAUCAACAUGCUGCAUAAUGUGCAUACACCACCCCCUCAGCUCCGUUAAUACUUUCAUUUCUGCCAUAUUCUGCUUAUUAAAAGAAAAAAAAAAGGAGGAAAGGGGAUUAGAAAAAAAAAGACUUUUGUUUCCAGUAUCUUUUUUCUCCAGAAGAGCUUCACAUUAUCUAUAGCUUACAAUACAGGCAGGCCAUGCUUUGCACUAGUUCUGACAGGCAUGAAUUUCAGUCACAGUGGUUUAGUUACAUAUUUUCCAAAAACAGAAAUGGUUUGGAUUUCAGUUUCCAUGGUGUAUUAAUGAGUAAUUGCAUAAAGUAUAAAUCUUGCUGCUAGCGCGUCAGUCCACAAGUCACUAUGUAAAUAACAGACAGAUACAUGACCAACCAUGCCACUUCUUUCACACUCUGUUGGUGAUUGGUCACUGCACGCCUGUCAUUUACAAACAGACAGCAAAGUGUGUAGUUGUGCUGCCUGCUUGUUUCUCAGUGAUACACCCACUUGACAUUUUACAAAAAUGGAUAAUUGAAAAAGGGAACUCACCCGCAGCAAAGGAAACCAUUAACAAAAUGAAAAGACAACCCUUAGGAGAAAAUACUUGCAAAUGAAGCGACAGAUAAGGGAUUAAAUCUCCAAAAUAUACCAAAAGCUCAUGCAACUCUGUCAAAUAUCUAACAACUUAAUCAAAAAAUUGGCAAAAGAUCUAAAGAGACAUUUCUCCAAAGAAAACAUGA